This is a messenger RNA of Phaeodactylum tricornutum CCAP 1055/1, 2690 nucleotides long. RefSeq lists its product with no specific name. The transcript is spliced from 3 exons. The record is from RefSeq and is a predicted model, not a curated record. NCBI's taxonomy places the organism in Eukaryota, Bacillariophyta, Bacillariophyceae, Surirellales, Neidiaceae. The coding region runs from base 36 to 2639 and encodes 867 amino acids.
AAAGACUAACAACGAAGAACAAAGACAAGGUUACCAUGGACCAAAUGAAUCAGAGUACUCAACAACAAGCGCAACCUCAUGGACAAACGAUGCCUGGAAGUUCCAUGUCUGUCUCGAACGGAAACGCACCAACGGGAGGGUCGGUGGCAUCAUCAGCAGUUCUUCCCGGGAGCCAACAGGUUCCUCCCCAUCUACUUGGAAUGAUGGCAAACCCAGCAAUGGCCGCUGCUGCUGUCAAUUCGCCUUUGUUCCAACCUUCAGCUAUGAUCUCGAAUCCGGGAGCGUUUUUAGGAAUGCCGGAUAAUUAUAUGACAGCGUCAGGCAUGGCCCGCAUCAACACAGGUGCUGCAAACGCCAACCACGGAGGCGGACUUGUGUUGCCGAACCCCUUGUUUCCGAACAGCGCAUUCGAUCCGCAAAACAACGCUAGCAACAACGCACAAUCACAGUCGCAAAUGAUGAUGCAGAACGUGGCUAUUAUGAGUGGAAUGGCGAACUACAAGCAACAGGAUCGGACUGCGGGAGUGGUGCUUCCCGUGGCUCCGGCAUCGGCAAGUGCCGGUGACGACCUCUUUUUUGACUCGAACACCAGCAAAUCCCACAAAGGUGAUUUGACGAGUGAGGAGCGGGCACAGCAAAACCGUGAUCGGAAUCGGGAGCACGCAAGGUCGACGAGACUUCGCAAAAAGGCCUACGUGCAAAAGUUGCGCGAACUCGUCGAGGGUCUGCAUUCCGAACGUACGGAAGAAGUACGACGAAGGAGAGUAGCAAUACAGCAUCUCGCGGAAAAGCAAAACGUUCGGAAAAAGGUUGUGCGGAACUUUUUACAGUAUGGUUCCAACUACGAAACGGACGAGCGCAAGUGGGGGACCAUUUUGGAAGACGAUUUCUAUUUGAAACAGCCGGUAACUCCGUACCGGUCCUUUCCGAGGGCAGAAAUCGAAAAAGAAUGUCGAAUCUCUCGUGGAAUCGACUCUAUUAUCAACGACGGAGCUAGUCUCUCGGUAAUGGUGGAGGGUAUUGGAUCACGGAGUACUCGCUGGAUGCAGAUGAAGCGUGAUGAGUUUUUGCUCCUGAACGAAGCCAAGCACGGUUCCAAGAGGAUGCCUAACUGCAUUUUACGACAAGACAGUCGCUACAAGCACGCGAUUUCGAGCCUCUCUUCGAGCUCAGGUUCCUCCAAUCAAAAUUCAAGUAGUGAAGAGGAAAAGCAAAACGAACGCAUCCAGCCUACGAACGCUUUGGCGACACACACCGAAAAUCCUGAGGAUGGAACAUCAGGUUCUCCAAGUGACGAGGUGGCAGCAACUAAAGUCAGUUCGUCGGGCGGCAGUGGAAAUAGCAGCAACGAAAGCAACACGGGCAGCGACGGCGGCCGACAGUCAAAGCAGCAGGACGCUUCUCAAGGUUUCCACGAUUACCAUGCAAAACCAUUGCCUGAUCCAAAGUUGGAAGAUUCAGAGCGCAGUAGCCCAUCGGGGGACGACUCACCCGAAGAAUCCAACGACAACGCUUCGAAUGGCGGAACGAAGCGCGUCAGCACGGAUUCUUCUUCUGGAGAUGAUAGUGCCGCAGCAAUAGCGCGCCCCAGUAAGCGCCGAAAGCAUCAAGAUGAAACCUCCAGCAGUGUGAAUACGGCUGGACAUGCUGUAUAUGCUUCCAGAACGGCGCCCAAUCCGCUUCUUCCACCAAAUAUCGCCAAAAAAGGCGGAAUUCCUCACAAUGUUCAGCCUGCGGGAACUUCUGUCUCGUCGAACAAUGGGAUUGCCCGGAUCGGGACUGCGCCAGCUAUCCCGCUGCCCCCGUUUACAGGGAUAGGAAAAAAUUGUUCGGUUGCUUCUGAUGGUCAUGCUGCGGCAAUGCCGACUAUAUCAGUGCCUCAAGGAAAAAGCAUUGCAUCCUCUGCGAAGGAUGGUACAGCCGAGCCCACCGUUCUAUCAGCCGAGGUCGAGACUUCUUCGAGCACUUCGGGAAGAAAGAGGCCACAGAUUAGAGCCUACUAUCACAUCAAUGAGGACGACAUGAUUUUGAUGGAGGACUUUCUUAUGUGCCCGUUCAUCUUUCGUUCUCAGGAUGCCGUUCUUUGUGGUGCGUUGUCUGAAUGUGUGAUGCCUGGUAUGCUUCGGGCGCAUUUUUCGCCGAGAAACAAGCUAGUUAGCGUUGAAAUGGUGUACGAUGCCAUGGGCUUUAUGCAAUUGUUAGAACGCGCAAGUGGGAACGAAGGCACCUUUCAGAUUAUUCCUGGUAGCCUUGAAAUGGCGCUGGCGCCUAUCAAUACAGAAGCAAGAGUCAUUACCUUGGCUGAGGCACCUUUUUUGAUCGUCAAUGUAAAUGCAGAAUUUACGAAGACAACUGGAUACACCCAACUGGAAGCUGAGGGCAAGGAGUAUCUCAGCCUGCUCGGAGGUGAAGGGACCAUCCCGGAAGCUUGUGAGCGCGCCAACAAACCCGUACAUAAGUUGGAAGAAGUAGCCAAUGGUCGAUGUGCGUGCUCAACCAAUAUUCACUACGACAGGGACGGUCAGGACUUUAUUGAAUACGUUUGUUCGUAUCCACUGACUAAUUCCAACGAUGAAGUUACUCAUUUGCUUCAUGUUCACAAGGAGCUACCAUCUCUUCAAAACUCCGUUCAUGAUUGACGCAUUUCAGUAGAAAGUACUUUAAGAAUAGCCCAUUGCUUUUGAUCUUUU